GGUUACCCAGAAGUGGCAGCUACCCAAACGCGGAUCCUCACUGCUGGGGUGUUGUGGCCAGGCGGGUUUGGCCUAUCUCCGGCGGCGCUAGUGUUGGGCUCGGGAGGUAGUGGAAAGGGAGGGCGGGGUGAAGUCUCUGUGGAGCCCGCAGGCCUCGCAAUGAAGAGGGUUUGGGGGUUCGGGAGGGAGAAAGGCCUGUCGCCCUUGGGCUCCGCUUCUGGCUUGCAGAGGCAGGGCAGGGGCGUUAGGCAGGAGAAUAAUAGAACUGACAACUUGCUGUUGGGUUACCACGUCCGAGACAGAGAUCUCAGAAAGAUCCACAAGGCUGCCUGCGUGGGCAACGUAGCGCAAGUGCAGCAGAUUUUGCUCUUGGGGGAAAAUGGCGUGGAUGAUAGAGACAAGAUGAACAGGACUGCUCUCCAUUUGGCCUGUGCCAAUGGCCAUCCAGAAGUGGUGACCCUCCUCGUAGAGAGGAAAUGCCACCUUAACCUCUGUGAUCAUGAAAAAAGGACAGCUCUCAUGAAGGCCGUACAGUGCCAGGAAGAGGAAUGUGUAAACAUACUAUUGGAAAACGGUGCUGAUCCAAAUAUUAGGGAUGUGAGUGGCAACACUGCUCUCCACUAUGCGGCCUUUGGUGAUAAUAUAUCCAUAAUAGAGAAGCUGCUGCUAUACAAUGCGAAUACUGAAGCAAGAAAUAAGGAUAACUUCACACCACUUCUAGUUGCUGUAAAUGAAAACAAACAGCAAAUAGUGGAGGUUUUAGGAGAAAAGGCGGCAAAUAUACAUGCAGAGGAUAAAUUAAAAAGCAGUGACGAAAUAAUUUGCCACCAUAAAGAAGAAAUCAUGCUUAAAAAUUCUUUGCAAAGUAGCAAUCCAGGAACAGAUAAGAAUGCUGAGGAAGACUCUAUAACCAGCAGCACUGAGAUGAAGAUACAGAUCCUAGGACAGAUCAACUCAGAAUGUCAAAGGCUUUCCGGCAAACCUGGUCCUGAUGAUUCAUGGCCUACAUCAGCUAGCCAAGACUUCGAUUUUGAUACCAAGUAUCCACUUCCAUUAAAGGUUGAAGAAAAAAAGAAGCACAGAGGAAGUGACAUGGAAGUAUCAGAAAACAUACACGAUGCUGCGGUUGCUGGAUUAAUUCCACAAAGACAGAAUGGAAAAGCUGAUAACCAUCAAUUGCCUAUUACAGAAAAAAAAGAUUCGGAUAGGAGUGAACCUGGGUUACAUAGGAAGAAGUUAAAGGAAGGUGAAAAUGAAAAAGGGACAUCAAAAGGAUCUGUGAUCACACCAGUGUUGAAGAAGGCCGAUUCCCUAACUGGUGGUCCACUACAAAAGAAUGAUGGCAGCCAUUUCAGUGAAAAGGAUCAGCAUGAAAGCAGGCCUGCAAAGAAAAUUUCUAAGAAGAAGAACAAGGUCAAAAAGCAAAUUACUUCUAAGGAUGACCUUGUCGACUUCAUUCAGUCAUCUGAAACAGCCUCAGAGGAUUGUGGGUUGCCUUACUCUAAGAAUUUCACGUUGCUGACUGAACAACUUGGCAUGGAUUGUAAAGGAACAGAUAAGAAUGCUGAGGAAGACUCUAUAACCAGCAGCACUGAGAUGAAGAUACAGAUCCUAGGACAGAUCAACUCAGAAUGUCAAAGGCUUUCCGGCAAACCUGGUCCUGAUGAUUCAUGGCCUACAUCAGCUAGCCAAGACUUCGAUUUUGAUACCAAGUAUCCACUUCCAUUAAAGGUUGAAGAAAAAAAGAAGCACAGAGGAAGUGACAUGGAAGUAUCAGAAAACAUACACGAUGCUGCGGUUGCUGGAUUAAUUCCACAAAGACAGAAUGGAAAAGCUGAUAACCAUCAAUUGCCUAUUACAGAAAAAAAAGAUUCUGAUAGGAGUGAACCUGGGUUACAUAGGAAGAAGUUAAAGGAAGGUGAAAAUGAAAAAGGGACAUCAAAAGGAUCUGUGAUCACACCAGUGUUGAAGAAGGCCGAUUCCCUAACUGGUGGUCCACUACAAAAGAAUGAUGGCAGCCAUUUCAGUGAAAAGGAUCAGCAUGAAAGCAGGCCUGCAAAGAAAAUUUCUAAGAAGAAGAACAAGGUCAAAAAGCAAAUUACUUCUAAGGAUGACCUUGUCGACUUCAUUCAGUCAUCUGAAACAGCCUCAGAGGAUUGUGGGUUGCCUUACUCUAAGAAUUUCACGUUGCUGACUGAACAACUUGGCAUGGAUUGUAAAGGAACAGAUAAGAAUGCUGAGGAAGACUCUAUAACCAGCAGCACUGAGAUGAAGAUACAGAUCCUAGGACAGAUCAACUCAGAAUGUCAAAGGCUUUCCGGCAAACCUGGUCCUGAUGAUUCAUGGCCUACAUCAACUAGCCAAGACUUCGAUUUUGAUACCAAGGAAGGAACAGCAAAGUCAGCAAUGGAAGCAAAGCAAGAUGGUGUUGGUAUUAUUGAAAAUGUGCCACCGGAGCAAACACUUAAUGACAGUUUGACUUCUGCUGGUGGAGUGCAUAAAAAUUACAGAAGUGAUAUGAUGUCAGCAUUAGAAUUGGGAGAAGAGGAAGAUGUAGAAUCACCUUCUCUUCCUGAGUAUCCACUUCCAUUAAAGGUUGAAGAAAAAAAGAAGCACAGAGGAAGUGACAUGGAAGUAUCAGAAAACAUACAUGAUGCUGCGGUUGCUGGAUUAAUUCCACAAAGACAGAAUGGAAAAGCUGAUAACCAUCAAUUGCCUAUUACAGAAAAAAAAGAUUCUGAUAGGAGUGAACCUGGGUUACAUAGGAAGAAGUUAAAGGAAGGUGAAAAUGAAAAAGGGACAUCAAAAGGAUCUGUGAUCACACCAGUGUUGAAGAAGGCCGAUUCCCUAACUGGUGGUCCACUACAAAAGAAUGAUGGCAGCCAUUUCAGUGAAAAGGAUCAGCAUGAAAGCAGGCCUGCAAAGAAAAUUUCUAAGAAGAAGAACAAGGUCAAAAAGCAAAUUACUUCUAAGGAUGACCUUGUCGACUUCAUUCAGUCAUCUGAAACAGCCUCAGAGGAUUGUGGGUUGCCUUACUCUAAGAAUUUCAUGUUGCUGAUUGAACAACUUGGCAUGGAUUGUAAAGAUUCUGCUGGCUUCUUAAAAAUCCAAAAUAUACUUGUUUCUUAUAAAAGAUUAAGGAAACUUAACAAAAAUCACUGUAAACGAGUUACGGGAAAAAUUAAAAAAAUGGAAAAAACGGUUAGUGCACUACAAAACGAGCUACGAGAAGCCAAAGACGUGACAUCACGGUUAGAGCAUCAAAAAGUGGAAUGGGAACAUGAAGUAUGCAGUUUGAGAUUUAGUUUAAAACAAGAGGAAGAAAAAAGAAGAAAUGCUGAUCUGUUAUAUGAAAAAAGUAGGGAGAAGUUAAGAAGAAUAGAAGACCAAUAUAAGAAAGAAGUUGAAACAAAACAAGAAUUUGAACUCGCUCUUAGAACACGAAACAUGGAAUUGAAGGCCGCAAAAGAUAAUUUGAAUCAGCUUUCUGAUAGUCGUGAGGAAAUACAAGAUCUGUUGCAUAAAAACCACAUGUUGCAGGAUGAAAUCGCCAUGCUAAGACUGGAAAGAGACACCAUAAAAAAUCAGAACCAGAGAAAGGAAACGAAAUAUUGUGAAGACAUUGAAAGUGUAAAGGAAAAGAAUGACAAUCUUCAAAAGACCAUAAAGCAGAAUGAGGAAACAUUAUCAAAAACAAUAUUCCGAUAUAGUGGACAGCUUAAUGUUCUGACUGCUGAGAUUACGAUGCUAAAGUCUAAACUGGAGAAUGAAAAACAAAAUAAAGAGAGCCUGGAAGCAGAAGUUGAAUCAUACCGUGCUAGACUGGCUACUGCUGUACACAAUCAUGAUCAGAGUCAGACAUCAAGAAGAGACCUAGAACUUGCUUUCCAGAGAGCAAGAGAUGAAGAUGGUCACUUACAGGACCAGAUGAAUGUUGAUGUGUCUAAACUACAAGAUAAAAAUGAAGUUCUUUCUCGGCAACUUUCUCAAGAUGAAAGUAAAUUCAACGCCCUGGAAAUUGAGCUCCAUCACACAAAAGAUGCUCUCAGAGAAAAGACUUUAGUUUUAGAAUGUGUACAAAGGGACCUAAGCCAAACACAAUGCCAGAAGAUGGAAAUUGAACACAUGUAUCAGAAGGAACAAAGUAACAUGAAUAAAUACAUUGCAAAGCAGGAAUCCUUCGAGGAAAGGUUAUCUCAACUACAAAGUGAAAAUAUGUUGCUUAGACAGCAACUAGAUGCUGCUCACAACCAAGCUGACAGUGAAGAAAAGCUAGUGAUUGAUAUGCAAGACCAGUUUCAGAAUAUCCCAAAAUACCUUAAAGCUAAACGUGAAGAACAAGGUCUUAUGCUGGGAGAAAGAAAUAAGGAGUUAACCGAUGAGUGUAAACAUUUAAAAGAAAGAAUGUAUAAGUAUAAAAAUGAGAAAAAAAAAUUAGAAGUAGUGGUGAGAGAACUUCAACAAAAACUGGCUGAUACUCUGAAGAAACAGUCUAUGUCACACGCUUCCCCGGAGGUUGUAUCACAUCUUCGUCUGGAAGAUGAGACACGGGAUCUCAAGAAGAAAUUAGGUCGAAUCAGAAGUCAAGCUGAUGUCCUUACAACAGAACUGGAAACUACAUCUUCAAAAUGUCUACAACUGGAUGCAAAAAAUCAAAUUCUUCAACAAGAGUUAUUAUCAAUGAAAGCUUUCGAAGAAGAACGUGAAAAACUAGAGAGCAAUAACAAGAAGUUACAACGAGAAGUAGUAAACUUGAAACAAUUUAUGGAAAUGAAUAUGGUAGAACGCAGUCAAGUGGAACAGUAUAAACGGGAGAUUGAAGAAAGAGCACGACUGGACACAGUACAAAAAUUACACGAAGUCAACCUGUUUUUACAGGCACAAGCAGCAGCUCAAGAAAACUUGGACCAGUUAAGAGAAAAUGCUCAUGCUUCAACGAGAAGUCAAAUGGAACUUAGAAUUAAAGAUCUGGAAUCUCAGGUCUCUACAGUGAAGACGUCUCAAGAUUCUACUAAAACAGAGUUGGAAACCUACAGGCAACUCUACCUAGAAGAAUUAAAAGUUAGAAAGUCCUUGAGAAGUGAACUGAACAGGACUAAUGAGAGACUGUCAGAGAGUAAUACAAAACUUCUUGCGGAGAGACAGCAGCAUCAAACUUCACUCAGGACUCUUACUAUGAGCCUAGGCCUGGAAACACCUUAUUGUGGACAUUUUGGAAAUAAUUCAGUGCUCAAUGGAAACCUUACUCCAAGAAGAAACUUAGUGAUUCCUACCUUAAACCCACGGCCGUCAUAUGCCUACUGGGAGACUUCCUUGUGGAAGCUUGGAUGAUUUCUACUACCCUGUCUUGCAAAUUGUUGAUCUGUUCUUCUGCAUCUUCUUAUCUGCUGUUGAUUCCCCCUAGUGUAUUUGUCAUUUCUGUUAUUGUAUCCUUCAGCUCUGAUUGGUUCUUUUUUAUAUUUUCUAUCUCUUUGUAGAUGUUAUCACUGGAUCCAUUCAUUCUCCUCCCAAGUUCACUGAGCAUCUUUAUGACCUUUACCUUGAACUCAUCACUUCUCUCUGUUUUUUUUUUCUUAGUUUUUUUUCUUAGUUUUGUUAGUUUUUUUUUUUCUUAGGUUUUGUCAUGUUCUUUCAUUUGGAAGGUAUUCCUCUGUGUCCUCAGUUUGUCUGACUUUCUAUGUUUGUUUCUAAAAUGGUUUCUUUCAACUUUUUCUCUCUUUUGAGUGGGCGUUGCUUUUGAACAAUGUACAUUAGUUAUGAAGUCAAGGAAGAAGAGAAUGUUUCUGUAAGUGUUGUCUAGUCAUUUUUCUUGGUGGAGCUGUGACAGGUGACACUGGGUAGGCGACAACACUGCUCUUCUCUUUCUAAAUUCAGAACACAGGAGACAGGGAGAUGGAGAGAAACGUAGUAGCUUUAUUACUAAUACACCCUAACGAAUUGGAGGAUAUGAUUUAGGUUAUGUUAGCCACACUGGGCUUCCUCCCAAAUUGGGCACUUCCCCACACAGUUGUCAAUUGAGGAAACAAAUGCUUGACACCCACCCUGGGGGCAGGGUGCUUACCACAGAGCUGAGAGCAGACCCAAAUUCAUGUUACUGUGGGCAGGCACAUCUUUUCAAAGAGGAGACUCAGAAACACAUAAGCACUGCUUAGCUCCUUCUCCCAAGUUCACCCAUUAGGUAAGUCUCCCUUCCUGUCGGGAGGGAGAGAGAGAGAAGUCCAAAUGUGAGAAGUGAAGGUUCACCUAUGAUUUCUGACUGGAUUUCAAUUAUAAAUAAAGUGAAUUGUGUCUUUUGUACAUACCAACUAAUGAUGAGAGGUUAGACAGAAGCAUGCUAGAUGGGAAAGAGAAAUCUGUUGGGUUUUAAAUUUUGCUGUAAAUAACCACACCAUGGGUUCACUCAUUUGUUGAUUGAUUUUGAUAAACCAAAUUUCUUUGGAAGAAAUAAAUCAUUCUUUCAGGAAGAAUUUCCUCAGUUUCAGCUUGCUUGCUUCACCUGAAGAUUUUCUCUCUCAAGUUCUCUGUCCUGUGGUUUAAAACAGUUGUGCUUACAAAUUGACUGCUACUAAAAGGAGUUAACAUAAUUUCUGUUCCUCUAUUUUUAUUCACGACUUUAAAAUUUGUAAUUUAGUUAGAGAGCAACUAUCGUGUGCCUCAUACCUAAACAUUAUUGAGCCACAUGACAAAGUUUUAUGUAUUCAUUUUCUCUGAGCUAUACUUAAAAUAUACAUAUUUUUCCUGACUAUGAGGAAGUAACUGGCAUAGAACUCUAGCCUUGGUAAGACCAGAAGUGGAUUCCUGGUCUGCAUCUACUUGGUUUCAUGACCUCAGGCAAAGAACACUCUCUCUGAGCCCUUUUUGUCUAUUACGCAAAAUUCGGGAUUUUGACUAAAUUAGUGACUUUUAUACCUUCAACAUAAUUUUUUUUUCAAAGAAUAGAACGUAAUUUUUUUUUGCAUUAAACUGUAUUGUGCAAAA
This is a messenger RNA of Felis catus (domestic cat), 6978 nucleotides long. Its product is annotated as ankyrin repeat domain-containing protein 26-like. Lineage: Eukaryota; Metazoa; Chordata; Mammalia; Carnivora; Felidae. The record is from RefSeq and is a predicted model, not a curated record. The coding region runs from base 160 to 5331 and encodes 1723 amino acids. The transcript is spliced from 36 exons. Gene Ontology annotation, molecular function: protein binding.